AUGAUUAAAAUUAAUCCCGAAUUAAAAAAAAGAUUUCUCACUUUUGAAGAAGCAAAAAUGCUUGUUAUAAGCACAUUAAAAAGAGGUAGGGCGAUAGAAAUUUUGAAUAAAAUAAUUAAUGAAAAAUAUAUAUUGAGAAAAUUUUUUUGUCAUUUAAAAAUACAAAAUAAAUUGAGACUUAUAAAAAAAGAAUAUUUCCCUAUUAGUAUAUGUAAAAUUGAAAAAACAAUUAAAUGUAAAUUAUCAAAAAUAUUUAGUGAACUACGUAAUUAUUCUAAAAAUUCAACGUAUUUUAUAAGUAAUUGCAAAAAUUUUAAAGAUUUUAAGAAAAUAUAUGGAGUAUUUAAAUUAGAAAAAGCAUUAAAAUCAUACACACAUAAAUUAUUAUUUACUUUUAUUUCAAAAUGCUUAAUUCUUAGAGAUAUAAAUUUUUCAAAAACAGAUAAAAAUGAAAUAAGAGAAAUAAUAAAUAAUUUUAAAUCAUUUAAAAAAAAUGAUAUUUUUUUAUAUAAUUUUAAUUACAAUAUUAGAAAAAGUAAUACAUACUAUAAAUAUAUCAAUGAUAAAUUACCAAAAAAAACAUCAAAUAAUAAUAUAAAUUUUAAUCAUAAAGUUUUUGAUUUUUUACUUCAUAACAAUAUAAAAACUAAAAAAAAAGAAAAAAAAUAUUCAUUAGAAAAUUUUUAUGAUGAAUAUCCUUUAAAACCUUACUAUUAUGAAGAAUUACCUUCUAUUAAAUUAUCUCAUAAUUUUGAUUUAUUUAUUAAAGAUAGUUAUCAAAAUGAUAAUGAAAAUAUUUUGCCUUAUAUAAAAUAUCUUUUAUACAUAAAAGAUGAAUAUAAUAAUUAUGGAUUUUUUGAAGAAAUAUUAUAA
Plasmodium gallinaceum is the source of this 873-nucleotide messenger RNA. RefSeq names its product conserved Plasmodium protein, unknown function. Lineage: Eukaryota; Apicomplexa; Aconoidasida; Haemosporida; Plasmodiidae. Bases 1 to 873 code for a protein of 290 amino acids. The record is from RefSeq and is a predicted model, not a curated record. The transcript is spliced from 2 exons.